Molecule: messenger RNA, 3742 nt
Organism: Beta vulgaris subsp. vulgaris (sugar beet)
Lineage: Eukaryota; Viridiplantae; Streptophyta; Magnoliopsida; Caryophyllales; Amaranthaceae
Product: tyrosine-sulfated glycopeptide receptor 1
Exons: 1
Coding region: 276-3503 (1075 amino acids)
Biological process (GO): protein phosphorylation
Molecular function (GO): receptor serine/threonine kinase binding; protein kinase activity; ATP binding
Source: RefSeq, a predicted model, not a curated record
AAAUAAUUAAAAAUAAUUAAAUCUGUUUCUCACUCUACUUUCUCUCUCUUUUGAGCAAUGGCUUGAAGAUGGGUCUGCAUACAAAGACAGAAAGUGGAAGCCCACAUGACUGGACCAAGCACUCAUCUUCAUGUCCUCUUCCUCUGUUCCUGAUCAAUCACAGGAAAAUAAACAAAAUUGUCCCCUACUUGAGACAGCAAUUACAACAACAGCAACAACAACAACAAGAAGAACAAAACAUUAAUCACACAUACCAAAAUUAAAUUCUUUAAGCCAUGCUUGUUGAACUUCAGCCUUCAUUUUCUCAUAGCAGUUAUCAUCUUCUCUUCAUCUUACUGUUAUAUUCCUUCACAUUCUCUCACCAGCAAGCUUGUCAUCCAGAUGAUCAACAAUCACUUCUAACCUUCUCUGAUUCUCUCUCCUCUUCUUCAGGUCCACUGGAUUGGAGUUCUGCCUCUGAUUGUUGCUCUGCCUGGGAGGGGAUUGGUUGUGAUGUAACGGGCCGAGUCACCCGGUUGUGGCUACCCAGGAGAGGAUUAGCAGGCAACAUAUCCUCUUCAAUUGAGAACCUUACAAGUCUUUCUCACCUUAAUAUCUCUCAUAAUUUGCUUUCUGGUUUUCUCCCAAAAGGACUUUUUAGUUCAUUGAAUAGCCUUGAGAUCAUAGAUAUAAGCUCCAAUAGAUUGGAUGGUAAUUUCUCUGCAUCUUUUUCCCUGAAUGGUAGUUUCCCUUCCACCAUUCAGGUUGUAGAUAUUUCAAGCAAUCAACUCCAUGGCAAGAUUGAUCCUGCUUGGUUCAUGUUCGAAUCGAAUUUGACCAGUUUUAAUGCCAGCAAUAAUGGCUUUGAUGGUCAAAUUCCUUCAUCCAUAUGUACAACUUGUCCUCUCAUCAUAACGCUUGAUUUUUCCAACAACCAAUUUAAUAAAGAAAUUCCUAUUGGUCUCGGCAGGUGCACCAAACUCGAAGUUUUCCGGGCAGGUUUCAAUUCUCUGUCCGGAUUACUCCCUGAUGACAUUUACAGCUUGCAGUCACUGGUAGAGUUAUCAGUGCCUGCAAAUAACAUAAGCGGAACAAUUGGAGAAGGCAUGCUUAACCUUACCAACCUCAAGGUUAUUGAGUUGUACUCGAAUGAAUUUUCGGGGAUGAUUCCUCGGGACGUUGGGAAGCUCUCGAACUUGGAGCAAUUGCACCUUCACAUAAACACUUUCAGUGGUUCUAUACCAGCAUCCUUGAUGAACUGCACAAAACUUGUAAAGCUUAUUUUGCGAGUUAAUACUUUGCAAGGUAACAUCUCUACACUUGAUUUCUCAAGACUUGUCCAGCUCCAAAUACUUGACCUUGGUAACAAUAGAUUUACUGGAAAUCUCCCAGAAAGCUUAUUUUCAUGCAAGUCACUAACUGCAGUCAGAGUAGCCACCAACUACUUAACAGGACCCAUUUCUCCCAAUGUAUCGGCUUUAACAUCUCUAACCUUCCUUUCUCUCUCUAACAAUAGCUUCAGGAAUGUAUCAAAUGCAAUUAAGAUAUUUGCGAGUAGCAAGAGCCUCACCACCCUCAUCCUGUCAAAAAACUUUUACAACGAAGUAAUACCUGGCGAACAGAGCUUCAUAGGGCCAGGAGACUACACAAACCUGCAAGUUCUUGCUUUUGGAGGAUGUAAACUGAAUGGUCAAGUUCCAGAGUGGCUAGUGCAUAUCAAAAGUCUAGAGGUUCUGGACUUGUCAUUCAAUAAAAUCACAGGCCCAAUUCCAGAAUGGUUUGGAACUCUGCCAAACUUCUUCUACUUGGACUUGUCGAUGAAUCUUCUUACAGGAAAAUAUCCGGUGCAGCUCAACAGCCUGCCAGCGGUGAUAUCAGAGAAGGUUGCCAAUAAAUUAAAUCGAAGUUAUCUUGAGCUCCCAGUCUUUGUCGCCCCCAACAAUGCGAGCACACAGCAAUACAACCAGCUUGCAAACCUGCCUCCAGCAAUAUACCUGAAGGGCAACAAUAUCAGUGGUGAUAUCCCAAUUGAUAUAAGUCAACUUCAGAACCUCCAUGUGCUAGAUCUCAGCGAAAACCACUUCACAGGCAGCAUCCCAUCAGAAUUUUCAAAUCUCACAAAUCUAGAACAGCUAGACCUUUCUCAGAAUAAUUUGACUGGAGAGAUACCAGCAUCGCUGCAAAGCCUAAAUUUCUUAUCAAAGUUUAAUGUGUCCUACAAUGACCUCGAGGGAUCAAUACCAACAGGAGGUCAGUUUGACACUUUUACAGAACUUAGCUAUAUUGGAAACCCAAGGCUAUGUGGCCGAGUCCUGCAGCGUCAUCCUUGUUCAGCCCAAUUAGUCCCAGGAACAGCAAGUCAGUCUCGUCAUGAAAACCGCCUGAACAAGAAACUGUUGCUGGGCAUUACCCUCGGUGUCUGCUUAGGCUUUCUGGGCAUGUUCAUGAUUCUGGUGUACUGGAUAAUGUCCAAGAGAAGAAUCCUUCCAGGAGGUGACAAUGACAAGUACGAAACAGAAAUGAACUCCUACUCCAGUUCCCGAGAGGUUGGCAAAGAUACCAGUCUAGUAAUAGUCUUCCCCAGCAAUACCUCUGAGGUCAAAGAUUUGACAAUACUUGACAUACUGAAAGCCACCAACAAUUUUAACCAGGAAAACAUCAUUGGCUGUGGAGGCUUUGGUUUGGUUUAUAAAGCAACCAUGAAUAAUGGAGCUAAGCUUGCUAUCAAAAAGCUUUCAGGAGAUAUGUGUCUGAUAGAACGAGAAUUCAAAGCAGAGGUGGAAGUUUUAUCGAUGGCCCAACACGAAAACCUAGUUUCUCUGCUGGGAUAUUGUGUUCAUAAUGGUUUACGGCUACUGAUGUAUUCCUAUAUGGAAAAUGGAAGCCUUGACUAUUGGUUGCAUGAGAAUCCUGAUGGCCCAUCCCACCUUGAUUGGCCACUACGAUUGAAGAUAGCUCUUGGAGCAGGUAAAGGUCUGGCUUACAUGCACCAAAUAUGUGAACCACACAUUGUGCACCGUGAUAUAAAGUCGAGCAAUAUUCUCCUCGAUGAGAACUUCGAAGCACAUGUUGCUGAUUUUGGAUUAUCCAGGCUCAUUCUCCCUUAUCGAACUCAUGUCACAACUGAGCUAGUUGGGACACUAGGAUACAUUCCACCAGAGUAUGGGCAGGCUUGGGUAGCCACAUUAAGAGGUGACGUAUACAGUUUUGGGGUUGUAAUGCUUGAGCUACUCACAGGAAAGAGACCAGUAGAGGUAUCCAAAUCAAAGACAUCAAGAGAAAUAGUUGUAUGGGUGCAGCAAUUAAAAAGAGAAGGAAAACAUGAAGCAAUAUUCGACUCAGUCCUGAGGGGCAAAGGAUAUGAGCAAGAGAUGUUGCAGGUGCUCGAUGUGGCCUGCAAGUGCGUCAACCAGAACCCUCUAGAAAGACCAACUAUCAGGGAAGUUGUUGAUCAGCUUAAAAAUGUAAUGUCCUAUCCACAGACACCCAGGUCCGAGCAAGAUUACCCGGUAGAAAUGAGGUAACAGUCAGUGCGCUGCAGUGGACUGGAAACGUCAUUUUCUAUUACUUUAAAAAUGUUAUGCAAGAUUUUUGCUUUGCUUGAUAGGGAUGUAUACUGGCUGGUUGUGCCAGAAAUCUCUUGUACAAACUACAAAGUCUCUUUCUUGUGAUUAUAAAAUUGUAUACAAUCAGAAACUCCUAAACACAUUGUUUUAAUGCAGAGACGCUGAUUAUGUAGAGAAAUAAAUGACAGAAUUUUGCA